Messenger RNA from Chrysoperla carnea, 795 nucleotides. RefSeq lists its product as uncharacterized. The record is from RefSeq and is a predicted model, not a curated record. Bases 192 to 641 code for a protein of 149 amino acids. The transcript has 2 exons. NCBI's taxonomy places the organism in Eukaryota, Metazoa, Arthropoda, Insecta, Neuroptera, Chrysopidae.
AAAAUGGAGAGGCGCGCUACAGAAACGGCAGUUUUUUUAAAAUUUAUGGAUGAUGUGUUCGAUAGCGUCAAUGGUUGCGGACCUUUCAACGAAGGAGGAAAAAAACUCAAAACUCAGAUAGAUCUUAAGGAAGGGGAUAGCUUACAAGUAAAGUUUUGGAGAGAGGCUAUCCCCAUUUUCAAAAGCAUGGAAUGCCUCGAUUCGAGUGGAAAACGAAUGACACGCCCACCGACUUUCAAAAAUUGGGUCUUUACAUUGGAAAAUUUAAUUUAUUGACGAAUAAAUUAAAGGGUCUUGGAAUUGAGACGUUGGUUCCCAGGUUUUUGAACCAAGAUCCUUUAGAGAAUUUUUUCGGGAAAGUUCGUCAACGAGGAAGUCGGUGGUCGAAUCCAUCGUGCCAUGCUUUUGGACCGUUUUACAAAUCUCUUCUGGUCACUAACUUAGUUAGUAAACAUUCUGUGGGAGGUAAUUGUGAAGAUGAUGGGUCGGAUUUGCUAAUUCCAUUGCAAACAUUUAUCCUACAGAGUGAAAAUCAGGAGAGAGGAGAAGCGGAGAUUACAGCGGUUGAGAUUCCAUCUGAAGUUUUGAGUAACAUAUUAAAUGAUUUAGAGAAAAAUGCCAUUGCUUAUGUAGGGGGGUAGAUUUUAAAAAACAUUAAAAUAAAAAAGUGUGAGGUGUGUAAGCAUAAUGUGUUUUUGCAGCAGGAGGAGAACAAUGAAUUUUUAAAUUUUGUGCGCGAAAAAGAGUUUGGGGGGGCCGUUGCUACUAGGCUUAACUAUAUAAUAUAAUACAUGU